CCGGUCUCACACUCACACUUACACCUCCAAGCGGGUCUCACACUCACACUUACUCUAAUAACAUCUACACUUUUAUUAACACCCUGGUGGUCCGCGCCGUCGCAGUUUUGAACAGCUUGCGUUUCGCAGCUGAAAGGUUAAUUGCCCGUCUCCUGCCAUCGGGCAGUUUCACGACACGCCAUCGAUGCGACGCGCCAUCGAUGCCAUCGAUGGGGGCAGCCCCAUGAGCAGCCCACGACCAUGAGGCUCCUACUAUGCUGUGCGGUGGUAGCAGGCGACGCCAAAAGGCGGCGGCUCGUUGGCCGCCGGCGCCGGCGCGAGUGCCUGGCGGCGGCGCCGCAAGUGCCGGCGCGGCGCGUCGUCGCGGCGGACCUGGUCCGCGAGGCGCGCGAGGCGCUGCGGCUGCCGUACCACGACCCGAGCCGCUACUUCUCGGUCGAGCAGGACCCGGCGCGGGGCGGCGCCGUCGACGUCUACGCGCUCGCGGGGAGCUGGCCGCACUCGAACAAGCGCGACACAACGACGCGGCGGCGCUGCGCCGACGCGGGCCUGGGCGCCACGUGCGGCGCCGCCGCCGUGGUGCUCCGCGCGCCGUUCGCGUCCAUGAACCUCGCGCUCCUGCGCGACGCGCACGGCGCGCUCGCAGGCGCGCUCGGCGGGAAGCUCGCGGGCCUGCGGACGACGCCCGCGCUGCGGUCGCCGCUCGCGGCGACGCGGCGCUUCGACGCGGCGUUCCGGCCCGCGGGCGACGGCUUCGGCGGGGCCUUCGCGCGCGAUAAGUGCGUCGAGCGGCGCGCGGGCUUCGACGCGUGCGAGUUCGACGGCCGCUUCUCCGCCGCCGCGCUGCGCGGGCGAACGCUCGUCUACGCGCGGGCCAACACGCGGGCGGGCGGCGGCGGCCGCGCGGUCCAGGUCGUCGCCGCCGCCGGCGCGCCGCCGCCGCCGGGCGCGGCCUGGGGCCCGUUCCGGCGCGUGCGCUUCCUCGCGGGCGCCGAGGCCUGGCAGCGCGCCGUCGCCGCCGACGUCGGCGCCGACGUCUACACCUUCGCCGCCAAGCCCAACCCCGUCGACCCCGGCGGCUCGCUCGCGGCGCUCUUCCCCGUCGCCGUCGCGCCGCCGCCGGACGCCCUGAACCGGACCGCGCGGUACCUCGCGACGGAGGCCUACGUCGCGCUCGCCUUCUCGUGCGACGGCGUCCGCUUCUCCGCGCCCGUCGCGCUCCUCCGCGCGACGCCCGCCUCGGACCGGGGCGAGGUCAACGACCACCCCGUGGACGGCUUCGCGACCCUCGCCGACGGCCGCCCCGCGUUUUACGUGCACGAGGGCGUGCCCGGCACAUUCAAGGAGCUCUGCGCCUACCGCGCCGACAAGAGCGCCGGCGUCGCGUCGCGGCUCGUCCGCUACGCCCUCGACCGCGCCGCGCUCGAGGCGGCGACGCGCGACGCGAAACGGGCGCUCGCGUGCGCCGCCUCGUGAGUAAAGCAUGCGGCACAAUAGAGCUAGUUUGGAAGUCAAUAAUAUAAAAAGUUUACCUAGUAUGUAAACUUCUCAGCUUAGUUUUGAAAGUUUAGACGUGAGGCGUAAAAGCCGUAGGGACGGCUCGAGU
Molecule: messenger RNA, 1606 nt
Organism: Pelagomonas calceolata
Lineage: Eukaryota; Pelagophyceae; Pelagomonadales; Pelagomonadaceae
Source: the annotation of a GenBank genome assembly